AUGAUGCACGGUGGUGCUCCAAUAAUUGUGUUGAGUCAAGGUACGAAACGUGAAAGUGGUCAUCAAGUACAGCUUGGUAAUAUAGCGGCUGCGAAGACCAUCGCGGAUGUCAUUCGUACAUGUUUGGGACCAAGGGCGAUGCUCAAAAUGCUGAUGGAUCCAAUGGGAGGAAUUGUACUGACGAAUGACGGUAAUGCAAUUCUUCGUGAGAUAAUUGUGAAGCAUCCAGCAGCCAAAUCGAUGAUCGAAAUAUCACGUACGCAAGAUGAAGAAACUGGUGAUGGAACUACGUCUGUAAUUGUACUUGCUGGUGAAGUUAUGGCACAAGCUCAGCCAUUCCUUGAUAACAAUAUGCAUCCGACCAUCAUUAUUCAGGGUUAUCGUAUGGCGCUAGAAGAUAUGAUCAAGCUAACCGAGGAUAAGUUCAGCAAAUCAAUAGAUGUGAACAAUGAUGACGAGGUAGCAAUGGUUGUUAAGUCAUGUCUCGGUACGAAAAUGCUUGCAAAAUGGAUGGAUUUAGCCGUGAAGAUAGCAUUAAAUGCAGUGAAGACGAUCAGAGUAGAGAAGCACGGACACCAAGAAAUCGACAUCAAACGAUACUGUAGAAUUGAGAAGAUACCAGGUGGAACAAUUGAGGAUUGCCGUGUUGUGAAGGGAGUUGUUCUCAAUAAAGAUGUUACUCAUGCAAAGAUGUCACGUCACAUUGAAAAACCACGAGUGAUACUGCUUGAUUGUAAUUUGGAAUAUAAGAAGGGUGAGAGUCAAACGUCGCUUGAAAUUAUGAAGGAAGAAGAUAUAAGCAAAAUUCUGGAGCAGGAAGAAGAGGCAAUCCGUAAGAUGUGCGACGACAUUAUUCGCUUGAAGCCGAACAUAGUCUUCACCGAGAAAGGGAUUUCUGAUUUGGCACAACAUUUCUUACUUAAAGCCGGUAUUACCGCUAUCAGACGUCUCAAGAAGACCGACAAUAAUAGAUUGGCUAGAGUGACGGGAGCGGCGAUCGUCAACGAUACACAAGAUUUACGUGAGGAAGAUGUGGGAACAUUAGCAGAUUUAUUUGAAAUAAAGAAGAUCGGUGACGAAUACUAUACAUUCGUUACAUCCGAAAAAACGUCGGCGGUUACUGUUGUGCUGAGAGGACCGAGUAAGGAUUUAAUCAACGAGGUGGACCGAAAUCUACAAGAUGCAUUGUGUGUUGUUCGUAAUGUGUUCGUUAAUCCAAAGCUUGUUCCUGGUGGUGGAGCCCUUGAGAUGGCACUCGCUCAUGAAUUGAAUGAACGAGCAAAAUCAAUCGAAGGUAUUCGCAAAAUGCCGUAUGUGGCGGUUUCAAAUGCGCUUGAAGUUGUGCCACGAACGUUGAUUCAAAACUGUGGUGGAUCAACAAUUCGUCAGUUAACUGCUUUAAGAGCCAAGCAUGCACAAUCGCCGAAUAAUUGGACAUGGGGUAUCGAUGGAUGUAGUGGAAAGAUUAUCGAUAUGAAAGAACUGAAUAUUUGGGAUCCGAUGUCAGUACGUUUACAAGUACUGAAAACAGCCAUUGAAACGUCGGUGAUGUUACUGCGUAUUGAUGAUAUUGUGUCAGGUACGAAGAAACGAGAUGGUGGUGAUGGACCAACUGCUGAAAUGCCGCAGUAA
Molecule: messenger RNA, 1632 nt
Organism: Anisakis simplex (herring worm)
Lineage: Eukaryota; Metazoa; Nematoda; Chromadorea; Rhabditida; Anisakidae
Source: the annotation of a GenBank genome assembly